GUGUACCUGUUGAAUCCUAUAGACAACCUGAGAAGCUACAUCAACAACCGUCCGCCGCUGGUCAUUUUUAUGAUCAGCGUCAGCGCGGUGGCCAUUGCCUUCCUGACCAUCGGUUAUUUCAAGAUUAAGGAGAUCAAGUCUCCGGAGCUGACGGAGGACUGGAACACCUUCCUGCUGCGCUACAACGAGCUGGACUUCUGCGUGUCGGAGAACGAGACGAUAAAGCACGGCCUGAACGAGUCGACCACGCCGGAGAGCAUGGUGGUGACCAGCGGUCAGGCUCGCUCCAGCACCCAGGUCCCCCUCCUGCUGGAGGACUCGGGUCCCAUCAACAUCUCGGUCCCCAUCACCCUCACGCUGGACCCCCAGCGCCCCUUUGGAGGCUACUCGCGCAAUAUCACUCAUCUGUACGCCACGGUGCUGGGGCAGCAGGUCGGCCUGUCUGGCCGGGAAGCCCAUGAAGAAAUAAACAUCACGUUCACCCUGCCUGUAUCCUGGAACUCAGACGACUGUGUGCUGCACGGACACUGCGAGCAGGUGGUGUUCAGCACUUGCAUGACCAUCACGGCGGCCAACAAUAUCUUUCCAGUCACAGUGCAGCCGCCACACUGCGUACCAGAGACGUACACCAACGCCACAUCCUGGUACAAGGUGUUCACCACAGUCCGUGACUCUGACACCAAGUACAGUCAGGACUACAACCCCUUCUGGUGUUACAAAGGAGCCAUCGGCAAGGUGUACCACGCACUCAACCCAAAGCUUACAGUCAUCGUGCCUGAUGACGACCGUUCCCUCAUCAACCUGCACCUGAUGCACACGAGCUACUUCCUGUUUGUCAUGGUCAUCACUAUGUUCUGUUACGCAGUCAUAAAGGGACGACCUGGCAAAGUACGACAAACCAACCCCGACUUCUGCCCUGAGAAGGUACAACAGUCACCAGCAGUGCUUUAUGACGUGAACAGGUGGCGUUGUCAGAGGGUUAAACAGACACCCGAGAGAUGUGUGAGAACUUACUUGUGACACGGACAAAACUCCAAGAAACAGAAGAAAUAAAAAAAAUAAAAAAAAUAAACAUACCAGUUGCCUAGUGAACCUUGGAAAUACAAUAAGGGGACACAAAAGCUCUGUGAAUGCAUUAUCCUUGCAAUGUUGGGUUUCUCCAACCAAAGAUAUACAAGUGCCUGUAUCUGUCGUGUAAAUAUUUGUAGGAACUCUGAUAUUCUGUGCAGAACCUUCUGUUCUUUUUCUCUCGUUUGGUUUGUUUUUUGUUUCUAUUCGAUUGUGUUUUUUUUGCCCGAGUCCCCCGUGUGCCAUGUCAGAACAUGCAGUACAUCCAUCAAAGCAGAAGGCCAGACCCCAAGAACUGCACCGCCAUUCAUCAUAUCAUCAAGACUCAUUUAUCGAGCAGGUUAAAAAAAACAAGAGGAAACGGGGAAGGCUGCACGGUGGUGCAGUGGUUAGCAAGGAGGUUCCUGGUUUGA
Labrus bergylta (ballan wrasse) is the source of this 1481-nucleotide messenger RNA. Lineage: Eukaryota; Metazoa; Chordata; Actinopteri; Labriformes; Labridae. The record is from RefSeq and is a predicted model, not a curated record.